Messenger RNA from Saimiri boliviensis boliviensis (Bolivian squirrel monkey), 747 nucleotides. The record is from RefSeq and is a predicted model, not a curated record. NCBI's taxonomy places the organism in Eukaryota, Metazoa, Chordata, Mammalia, Primates, Cebidae.
AUGGAAACAGCGCCCGCUGCCCGCAAAGGCUCAGGACUCGCCUUCCAGGCCCGGAGUCGAACCCAUCUCCAGGUAGUGUCGAGGCCAGGCCCGGCGGCGGCGAGGCGCGGAGCACAGCUCACCGAGGUGCGGACGCUCACCCGAUCAAGGUCACCCAGGCAGAGGCUCGGGGGGCCAGGCCCGCUGGCCCGCGAGGAGCUCGGAGGAGUCGGCGGCGAGGGGCGGGGCGAGGGGCGGGACCGCAGGGCCGUGCGCGCGCGCGCCCGCUGCCCUCCGCCCGCCCGUCGCCCAGGGCCGGGCCGGCGGGCGCGCCCCCGCUGCUCCGUCGUCUCCCCUCGCCCGCCGCGUCUUGAGGCGCGCGCCCGCCCGCCGCCUGCCGCGGAUCGCGUGGUCUGCUCUGCUCGCCGCGCCUCUCCCCCGUCCGUCCAUAUUGCUGCAGCCCCCGAGCCGGGAAGCCCGGGCCGCCCCGGGGGCGGGGGGGAGGGAGGGACGGGACGAGAAGCCUGCCCGGCUCGGGGUGGGGGCGUCUUGCGAGGAGCGGGCGGGGGGGGACGCACGCCGAGGAGGCCUGGACAGCCGAGUGGGGAGCCUUCCUCCCCCCCCGCCCCUCUAGAGGGCCUCGGAUUUACAGCGGCUGCACCUAACUGGGAGGGGGCCGCGCCUCGCGUGAACCCCGACCCUUCUCCGCAGGGACUGGGGCCCAGCGCCCCCGAGGAAGGCGUCGCGGGCGCCCGACGAGCCAAGUUC